AUGCGGGACAAUCCAGAUGGAGUUUUGACUCUUUUAAACAUUGAUGUUACAACCUUCGACAGCAUCCUGACUUUCAUUUACACAGGUCGGGAUGUUGUCUGUGAUGAGAAUGCAGAGAGUCUUCUUCGUGCAGCAACUACACUUCAAAUGAUGAUGGAGGAGGCAAAGAGGUAUCAUAUGUUACCUUCAAGGCGCCAGGAAUUCACGUAA
Patella vulgata (common limpet) is the source of this 210-nucleotide messenger RNA. RefSeq lists its product as uncharacterized. The record is from RefSeq and is a predicted model, not a curated record. Gene Ontology annotation, molecular function: protein binding. Bases 1 to 210 code for a protein of 69 amino acids. The transcript is spliced from 3 exons. Lineage: Eukaryota; Metazoa; Mollusca; Gastropoda; Patellidae.